This is a messenger RNA of Metarhizium brunneum ARSEF 3297, 1053 nucleotides long. RefSeq lists its product as uncharacterized. Lineage: Eukaryota; Fungi; Ascomycota; Sordariomycetes; Hypocreales; Clavicipitaceae. The record is from RefSeq and is a predicted model, not a curated record. Gene Ontology annotation, molecular function: metalloendopeptidase activity. Gene Ontology annotation, biological process: proteolysis.
AUGAAGCUGCUUGCUGGCCUUGCUGCUCUCGUCUCCCUGGGUGCAACCGCUCCUCAGCCACCCACCCCUCUUGAUGUCCAGCUCCAGAUGGAUGGCAACAGUGCCGUCAAGGCUACCAUCACCAAUAAUGGCAAGGACGACUUGAAAAUAUUUAGGACAGGAACCAUUCUCGACAAAUCUGCUAUCCAAAAGACCCGUAUCACCGGUGUGGACGGCAAGGCCGCAUCUUUCGAGGGUUUCCGCCAGCGAAUUACCACCAAGGGUCUGAAAGACGACGCCUUUGAGCGCAUUCCCGCUGGGCAGUCUAUCGAAGUCACCUUUAACGUGGGCGAGGUGCAUGACCUCUCAUCCGGCGGCAAAUUCGACAUCCACUCCUCCGGCGUCAUGCACUUUGCCAACGACAGCGACAACACCAUCAUCGGCUCUGUCCCUUACCACUCCAACUCCAUCACAGCCAACAUCAACGGCUCCGAGGCAGGCGCCCUCCUCAAGUCCUUCCAACGGGCACAAAAGCGCGCCAUGAAGCGCACCAAUGUCCAGUCUGACUGCACCGGCAGUCAUCGCUCCGUGACAGACACCGCGCUCAACAACUGCCAGCAACUCGCCAGCUCUGCCCAGUCAGCCGCGCGGUCCAACGACGCCAAGGUGAAAGAGUACUUCAAAGACUCUAGCGAGGCGACCAAGAGCGCCGUCGCCGACGUGUUCGGCAAGGCGGCUACCGAGUGCGGCUCGACCGGCGGCGGCGUCUCUAAAUACUACUGCACCGACAUCUCCAACCAGUGCAACGGCGGUGUCUUGGCCUACACUUACCCUGGUCAGAGCUACCAGGCCUACUGCGGCUCGUACUUUGAGAUGACUCCCUUGACGUCCCAGUGCCACGCCCAGGACCAAGCCACGACCAACUUACACGAGACUACGCACCUAACGCAGAUCAAGGGCACAACCGACAAUGGCUACGGCUACGACAACGCCAUGAAGCUGGAUACUCAGAAGGCUCUUGACAACGCUGACACCUAUGCCUUGUUUGCCAACGCCAUCAGGGCCAACUGCUAG